AUGCCGGAAAAUUGGGCCAGGAAGACUGUGAAGGAACUUAAGAGCCAAUGCGAAGCGAGGGGUAUUCCAAAUCACGGAAAUAAGGGAGAGUUGGUCAACCGUCUUGAGAAGCAUGAAAAAGACGAAGAGUGGGCAAAAAUGGGAAUGCCUUCCACACCAUCGAGCAUGAUAGAAGAGCAGUGUGAUGCAGUUUUAGUUACUAGGGCGGAUAUCGGGGAUGACAACGAGAUGAUCGAGUCGGCGAAAAGGGCCUUCCAAGAUGGCCUCGAGAACAACCAACUUGAGAUCGAUUAUGAUAUGGUACGAGUUACUGUUGGGAACCAGGCUGGACUCGGCCUUGCAAGUCUGCCCAGGAGAAUGGGUGUUCUGGAAUCCAAGAUUGUGA
This is a messenger RNA of Tuber aestivum (summer truffle), 385 nucleotides long. NCBI's taxonomy places the organism in Eukaryota, Fungi, Ascomycota, Pezizomycetes, Pezizales, Tuberaceae. The record is from the annotation of a GenBank genome assembly.